Molecule: messenger RNA, 6217 nt
Organism: Pristis pectinata (smalltooth sawfish)
Lineage: Eukaryota; Metazoa; Chordata; Chondrichthyes; Rhinopristiformes; Pristidae
Product: sorbin and SH3 domain-containing protein 2-like
Exons: 24
Coding region: 544-4284 (1246 amino acids)
Cellular component (GO): plasma membrane
Molecular function (GO): protein binding
Source: RefSeq, a predicted model, not a curated record
GUGUUCUGAUUCUCCUGCAAUAAAAUCAUCUAUUGAGGAGGGGAGCCGAGAAGUCCUGCAUUCUUGUGGCACACAGUGCCAGCGAAUGCUUAAAAAUCAGGCUGUUGAUUGGUGCUUCUGAACUAAAUUUGGGGGAAAGAAGGACAUAAUCUGGAAUGCAAAGGAACAAUUCUCCUACCAGGGAACACAGGCUGUGUUUUGUGUGGUAGAAGAGCGUUGGGCUGUAAUGUUACCUUAACAGUGUGACUGUUGUCUGCAAGUGCUGACCAAGUAGGAGGGUGUAGCCCUUGCUCUGACACUGUUUAUGUACAUUGCUGCUUUAUUUGGACAGACUCCACUGGAGAAGCAGGUGUGUGAUUUAUCUGGGCUCCACACAGACUGCAGCCUCUGGUUCACAUGCUGCACACACUCGGGCUGCUGCACUUGGGACAUCAGCUGUGGAGAUCCUCGAAUUAAACCUGGUCCGGCUGGUGGUCAGUUGCUUCCUCUCCAUCAAGAAUAAACUGAAUUUUCCAAUAUAAAGCAGCAGCUCCACUUGUCGUCAUGAAUACAGACAGCGGUGGCUGUGCUCGUAAACGUGCUGCUACAUCAGUUAAAUUAGCCUCUGUGAAGAGAGUGCAGAGUUCGCCCAACUUGCUGCUGGUUGCAGGUAAUGAAGCACAGGCAGCAGAUUCAGAUGUUUGGCGAACUUAUAACAUUAAUGAUGGCUUCAGAGGCACAGUGAAUGGUGAAACAUACAGCUCAUCGCUGGCAGCAAAAGGUUUCCGCAGCGUCAGGCCGAACCUUUCAUUUCCCGAGAGGAAGACACCUCCACAUCAGAUGACAGUGAAUGGGAAUUCUGCUGCUGAUAGAAGCAGUCCAAUGAGUUAUUUGCAAAGACCUUUCUCCCCGUCAUCAGCCUACACCUCACUAUCUUCAGUAAAUCCAAACAUUGGUAUAAUGCAGCACAGCAGAACAAUGGAAAACUUAAGUAUUUCACAGCAAAGCAAGUCUCCUGGUGCAGAUAUAAUGAGCAUAGAGCCAGUUUAUAGAACAUCAGAAGAGGAAAAGAAAGUCACAGUAAUUAAGGCACCACAUUAUGCAGGAAUUGGCCCAGUUGAUGAAUCUGGAAUACCUAUAGCCAUAAGAACGACAGUGGAUCGACCCAAAGACUGGUACAAGACAAUGUUCAAGCAAAUACAUAUGGUGCACAAGCCAGAUGAUGAUACAGAUGCAUUCAAUUCCACAUAUGCAUAUGUUUAUCCUGAUCAUUACAGCUCAUUCACCUCUGUUCAGGCGCAUCCGCCUCCCAAGACACAUACUUACAGACCUUUAACAAAAAGCAUCUCAGACAAUGGUGUUGAAUUCUACAAGGAGUCUGCUCCAUUACCGCCACCGCCACCUGUUCCCCCACCUUCACAACCAAGAUUACGAGAAGCAGGUCUCACAGAAAAGAAUGACUGGGAUCCUCCUGAUAGAAAAGUUGAUACACGCAGAUACCGUGCUGAACCUAGAAGCAUAUUCGAAUAUGAACCUGGAAAAUCAUCGAUCUUAGAGCAUGAGCGACCGAGUGGGCGAAUAAACCCAGAUGAAAUAGAUUUAGAAAACGAGCCCUGGUAUAAAUUCUUUUCAGAACUGGAGUUUGGAUGCCCGCCUCCUAAAAAGCUCUUGGAUUAUCUGCCAGAAAGUUCUCCCCAUAUUUCGCCUGAAAACAUGAAGACUUCUUUUUACAAUCUAGCAAUAGAAAGGACGUUGGAGCGACCAUCCAGUGGCACAAAUUCAGCAAGUGACUACAGAAAGAGGCGGAAGUCUGAGCCUUCAGUGAACCAUCAAAGAGCACAGAGUGAUCACACUAUGCAGAAGAGCAGCGUUGAUCUCCAUGGAAUACCCAGGAGGUCUUUAAUCAACUCUUCACCAUCUUCGCCAUCAAGAGUUAAAGGUGGGGAUAUUAGCAGACAAUGCCCACUUAGCUAUGUACUGCAAAACCAGAAUUCCUCUCCUGAGUUAGGUUAUAGUAGCCGCCAUAGCCAGCCCUUGGUUGUAAUUACACCUAGCCCAAAAAGGUCCGUACUGUUCAAGAAUGGCUGGCAUCUGAAUCGACAAAAUGCAGAAACUUGGAGCAGCACAGACGAAGGGACCUCACCAAAACUGAAGUCUCGCAGCUAUGAUGAUCUGCUGCAGAGUGACUAUGAUGAGGUUCUUCAGGAGGGGCAGACAAAGUCUGAGAGCAUGGUGUCGUUACUUUGCGAAGAGCAGGCCAAGGGCGAAUAUUCCAGAGGUUGGCUGUCGCCGCAUGGGAUGGCGAGCGCAAAGCCCCAUAGACCGCGGAUUCGCUGCAAGUCAGCUCGUGGUGGCAAAGGCUUCCUGAAGCUCUACAAGAAAAUGCACCACAUAAAUCGCAAGGAGUUGAUAAAUCCAGAUGUCAUCUGCACUGUGAAGUCCAGGGUGUUACAAUACGAACAAGAGCAGCACAGGGGCAUCUUUUCGGAAUGGAAGGAAUUUUCCACUGAGGUACCAAGGGACAUGGUGCCGACCAGAAUCUCUGAAUUUGAGAAACUUAUUAAGUCAAAAUCUAUGCCCAAUCUGGACAAAGCAAUUUUAUCGGAAGCAUCCUAUACAGCUUCUAAUAAGAGAGUCUUCCCAAGGCGGCGGUUAUCCAUUGAAUCUUUACUGGAUGAGGAAAAUCAAGGCAGGAAACUGUCUACAAUGCAGCAACAUUAUUGCAUGUCCAAAGCUAUGAUGCCAAUUCAUAUCAAAAUAACAAAUGAAAAUCAGUCAAGACUGGCUUCGCGGUUUGAAAGCGCUGAGAUGGACAGUGACCACGAGGCCGUGGUGUCUGACCUCAGUGAUUACAUGCCGAUUGAAGGCUCCUCUUUUUGCAGUGAGAGUGAUUUUGAUCAUUACUCCUUCACAUCUUCAGAAAGCAUUUAUGGCUCCGGUCACCACCUCCACCACCAUAAGCACCUUCUCAGCUCCUGCAAGGGCAGAUGUCCAGCCUCGUACACCAGGUUCACUACCAUGCUGAAACACGAAAGGGCAAAUCAAGACAAGAAACCGACUUCAAGGAAACCCGAAGCUGACUCCAACCUUUCAAAGCUCGCCUUCCUGGUCAGCCCAGUGCCUUUCAGGAGGAAAAAGGUCCUGCCAGCCCAAAGAAAACCUGAAAAGCCAAAAUCUAAAUCAGUGUUUGAAGCCCUGGACUCUGCCUUGAAAGAUAUCUAUGAUCACAUCAAAGCAGAGAAAAGGCGUGGAAGUUUACCUGAUAACAGCAUAUUGCACAGACUUAUAACUGAACUGCUUCCAGAUAUCCCUGAACGGAAUUCGUCCCUCAAAGUCCUAAGGAAGAAAGUUAGUCCACAGCCUUCUCUGCAGCAAGAAGGGGAGGUUAUUGUUCCUUUGUACCAGUGUGACUAUGAAAAAAAUCAAUUUAGUGCCUCUUAUCAGGACAUGGACACCAACAACAACCCAGAGAGUGAUUGUACCUACUACCAAGAUCAGGAAUCUCAUAGGACUGUCUCUGAAAUGGGCCGAGCAGCGCUAAAAGAUCGCAGGGGACCGAUGCUUGAAUCCCGUAGGAAACCAGAAGAAAAAGAGCGACAGCCUGCUAAAGCAAUUUAUGAUUUUAAGGCUCAAACAGCAAAGGAAUUACCAUUCAAGAAAGGGAGCAUUGUCUACAUUAUUAGACAAAUAGAUCAAAAUUGGUUCGAAGGCGAACAGCAUGGAACAGUUGGCAUAUUUCCCAUUUCAUACGUUGAGAAACUGCCUCCGACAGAAAAGGCACAGCCAGUAAGACCCCCGCCACCAACAGAGGCCAGGGAAUUUGGGGAAGCAAUUGCAAAAUAUAAUUUUAAUGCAGAUACUAAUGUGGAACUGUCACUAAAAAAGGGUGAAAGAGUCAUCCUUGUCAGACGGGUAGAUCAGAACUGGUAUGAAGGAAAGAUCCCUGGAACAAACCGGCAAGGUAUCUUCCCAGUUACUUACGUGGAUGUACUCAAAAAGGCUCCAGCUAAGAAUACUGCAGAAUACCCCAGCCAUUCUCUGCCUCUGAGCUUUCCCAGUGAUAAGACCCACCUCUUGGGAUCUACAAAGCCUCAACAACCAUCCCUUUCUCAUGCAGAUUCACAGAUUGGAGAACCAUACCAAGCAAUGUACAGCUACAACCCUAGAAAUGAAGAUGAGCUGGAGCUUAAGGAAGGAGAUAUUGUUGAUGUAAUGGAGAAGUGUGAUGAUGGAUGGUUUGUUGGAACUUCCCGGCGAUCCAAGUUCUUUGGUACCUUUCCAGGCAACUAUGUGAAGCGACUAUAAAAUUUUACACAUAUUUGUAUCCACUGCUUUGAGUUUAGCACAGUAACCUCUGCAGCUUUCAUUAAAGGAAGUUCCAGUCUGUAGACAGUCAAAGACAUCCUUUGUGGCAGUUGUGUGAUUGACUACAGCUAACCUCAGAAGCUUUGCACCAGUUGGCACCAUCUUCUGCCAAGUAACAAGGACAUUAUUUUAAAAAAAAGUUCUGAUCAUGUUGCCUGGAGGCCACUCUGCGUUCCCUUUAGGGUGUCUCGAGAGCAAUUGUUUUAAUUUUUGUUAUUAUUAUAGUGCACUUAUUUUUCCCCCAUGUAUGCAAAUAUAGUGAAUGCUUAUUUAUUCUUCUUGGAACAGGAGCACACAGUGGUCUAUCACUAACACUUAUUACUGAUGAUUUUGUCACAGAGUAGAUUAAAUGCAUAAUACAUUCAGCAUGUAUUUGACCAGUAACUCGUACAGCUAUGAUGAUUUGUCACUUCGAAACCAGAGGCGAAAAUAUGUAGUUUACUCUUUCCUCACUAGUUCACGACUUGUUUUGCUGCUAAAUAAUGGAAUCUGUAGCACCAAGUAUUGUACAGGUUGUUUGGAAAUCUAUGUGUUUUUUUCACUUCCACACCCAUUCUAUUUUUAAAUGGUGGUUUAGAAUAUAGUAUAAAUAAGGUUUGCAAAAUAGAAUAUUGAGAUGGUUCAGCAAUGUUGCUACUCUUUAAGGCAAGUCAUAUUCAGGCCACUAAGCUUGAAUUUGUGAUAUUUGAUAUUGUAGAAUGGAAAUGUUUAAUUUUUAUAUGACUGCAGUUUGGAUGUUGUUGUUGGCUUAAAGCCACAGAGGUGAGAGGUGAGGUGUUUUGUCAGUAUAUAUUCCAACCAUCUUUGAGAGAUUUUCAAAAAGAGCAAGUGCACAAAUUUAAAUCCACUUCUUUGAAAUCCAUAAAGUAUUAUUCACAGUUGCAUUGAACAAAACUCAUUUAUUGAUAGGAGACAUCUCUGCCUUGCUUUCUUAUGUUUUCAAAGUUCCUGGAAGAAUUUCAAAUGUUUGAAUAAUAGUGUAGCCUCCUGAUAAAUAUGUAUUUUCUGGAUAACACAUUUAGAAUGUGUAAUCUAAGCUGCUCUAUUUGACUAAAUUGAAAAGGAUUUUAAUGAAGAAUUUGAGCAUUGUGUUCCCUAAAAUAAAAUGACAAACUGACUGUCAUGGUUGGGCAAGAACAUACACGAGAUGAAGGAAUUAUUAGCGCUGCAGCACCUUAGUUCAAUACAAGUGUGAGAGUUUUAAUUUCUUUCAUAAAUGCUUGAGUUUACUACAGUGUUUGUAGUCCAUAGCAUUUUGUGUAUAUGUAUAUACAAGUCUACUUUAUCUUGUACAGAUGUUUUAGUUGUUGAGUUUUAAAACAAAACAACAAAAUCACUACUUUUCAGAAACUUUUAUAAGUCUCUGUCUUUUCUCCUACCCUUUUUACUAACAGUCUCUCCCAUGCCAAUUGCAAGCACAUUUAGAUGGUGCAAGUGUGUACGAUAGUAUUUUGCAGAAUUUUGCAAACUGUAUUUCAAACAUAGUGUUACCAGCAAAAAAAACUAACUGUACAUAUAUCUUUAUAGAGAUUAAUGGGAGAUGAAAACAAAUGUCUGGAUUGAUUUAACAAUACUCUUUUAUUACACCUAAAUUGAAGGCAGAAGAGCUGUAAUUCUGAAGUUUCAAAUUUUGAACCUGGUCAACCGCAUGCAGCACUGCUGUGAAAUGAACAUCUUUCCUCUUUUAUGAUGAAAAUGACCAUACUCGUUGCCUGUAUAAUGAAAACUGUUUCUAUUCUCUGUAAUUGAUUUUAGAAGAUUUCUUUCGUAAGUGAACACCAAUUGAUUCAUUUUGAUGCAGUGGGAUUCUUUACGGAGGAAGUAAUUUUCCUUAUUGUGCUUUUUGUGAAUUCCAAUCCCUAAUAAAUUUUUG